GAAGCUCCAAAAUGGCGGCCACGGCAACCUGCGGCAAGGACACCCGGAAUGUUGGGUGUGCGGCGGCGGCAGCUAGAAAGAAUAAUGUCACCAGUUUCCAGAGAAAGGGUCCUAAAGCUGGCGGUACUGACAGUGGCGGCUCUCGUCUGGUGUCCAUCGCGGGCACACGACCGUCGGUGCGGAACGGGCAGCUGCUGGUAUCCACCGGCCUCCCAGCCCUGGACCAGCUCUUAGGUGGAGGUUUAGCGGUUGGAACAGUUCUUCUAAUUGAAGAGGAUAAAUAUAAUAUUUAUUCACCUUUACUCUUCAAGUAUUUCCUGGCAGAGGGGAUCAUCAGUGGGCACACUUUGUUGGUCGCAUCUGCUAAAGAAGACCCUGCUGAUAUUUUGCAGGAACUUCCUGCACCAUUACUUGAAGAAAAUUGUAAAAAAGAAUUUGAUGAAGACAUCUGUAAUCAUAAAACACCAGAAUCUAAUAUUAAGAUGAAAAUAGCUUGGCGUUACCAGCUAUUACCCAAGAUGGAGACUGGACCAGUAUCACCUUCAAGAUUUGGUCACUAUUAUGAUCUAUCAAAAAGGUUACCCCAACAACUAAUUGAGGCCUCAAAAUAUCAUGGAUUUUUUCUUCCAGAAAAAAUAUCUACAUCUUUUAAAGAAGAACCCCAUUCUAUGACCCAUGGUUACAUAAAACUGCUUCACUUCAUCCAGAACAUCAUUUAUGAGGAUGGAUUUGAUGGAUCCAAUCCCCAGAAAAAACAAAAAAACAUUUUAAGAAUAGGAAUUCAGAAUCUUGGCUCACCUUUGUGGGGAGAUGACAUUUGUUGUACAGAAAAGUAUGACAACAGUCACAGUCUUACCAAGUUCCUCUAUAUUCUCCGUGGUCUUCUGCGAACCUCUCUUUCAGUCUGUAUUAUCACAAUACCAUCACAUCUUAUCCAGAAUAAAGCAAUUAUUGCUCGUGUUACAAACUUGUCAGAUACAGUAGUUGGGCUGGAAUCAUUUAUCGGUUCUGAGAAAGAAACCAACCCAUUAUAUGAGGAUUAUCAUGGUUUGAUUCAUAUACGGCAAAUUCCGCGGCUUAAUAACUUGAUUUGUGAUGUAUCAGAUGUGAACGACUUGGCUUUUAAAUUAAAAAGGAAGCUAUUCACCAUUGAGUGGGUGCAAGACAACUACUUGAGACAAGAGAGGAACAUUUAUCCUCCAGGCUUCUCAUACUUACUCAAGCAGAAAGACUCUGCAUGGGUAGAAGGUUCUUUACAGCAUUCCACAUUUUUAAUGAGCUUCCUUGCAAAGGCGACUGCAUUUGCCUCCAGACUUGUCAGACACAGUGAGCCGCUCAAGCAAACAGGAUCUGGCAGAAUCCGCCAAAUUGCUGGGCCCAGGCUGUGGCAUGAUGGCCGGAGGCAAGAAGCACCUGGACUUCUAGCAAUUCCUCCUUAAUCGUUGCAUGCAGAAUUAUAUGACACUCUAAUUAUGAUUGCUAAUAGCUUAUGUAAAUAUUUUUCUUAAUGAUUUGACCCUCCAAUCCUUGAAAAACACAGUCAGAUUGCAAAAUGGGGCCACCGUUGUUCAUUUUUCUAACCAAUUUUUUUACAGAAAUAGUACAGCAAAAAUACUUUCACUUUAAAAUUUUGUUUUAUGCUGUAUUUGAAGAAGAUAUAUAAUUUUAUUUUGAAAUAAAUGCAAAUAAAAUAUAGAAAGUUCAAGAUGCUUUACAGUGGUCAUUAGAGUACCCAUUCUGAGGCACUUGGUAUCACAGUAAAGUUCAUCUUAUGGCAGGUAGCAUAUAAAACAUUAUGAAAUUCAAAAUUUUAUAUUAAAAAUAUUUUUUUCUCUUUAUUUCCAAAAAAGUCACUUGCCACCAAAUAUACUAAUUAAAACUGAAGAAUUUGUUUACUAAUACAUGAAGACUAAAAUGAAUUUGCAUUUAUGCAUCCUGUUAUUAAAUUGAUUAAGGCAAAAUAAUAUUUUGGGAUUAAGACUCCAUUAAAGAUAAUUAGUCUGCCUUAAAGAAUUUGAGUGAUAGAAAGCAUAGAAAAAGGAGUUGAUGGUCUUCUGUUUAGUAAUCCUAAACAAUUGAAGUCAGCACUAGGAAAUUAUGUCAACAUAUGUAAUUCAGGAUUGAAAUUCAAACUGACAGCUACAUUAAUGCUAGGAUACUGGAGGAAAAACAGGUAUUGAAGCGUGGUGAGAUUUUUUAUAGAACAUAGGUCUGAGACAAAGUAGAAAAAUGAAAGUAAUUCAGAUUUCCAUUGCAUCAGGUAAACCCUUUGUUAAUUAUGAACAUUGGUUGGAUAUGUAGAGUUCUAACUACAUUAACAUGUCGUUUGGAAUGUAUAGCAAAUUGAACUAGUUUUCAUACAAAACAUUAGGAUGUUGAAUCAUAGCUCCAUAUUUUCAAAGCUGUUGACAAGUAAAACUUAAAAAGUAACUUGUACAUUUAAGUAGAGUCUCAAUUUUUAAAAAGCUGUUUACCAUCAGUUGAGAGAAACCAAAUUUCCAAAAUACAUUUUCAAAUAUGUUAGAAUAUUGUGAUGCAGUUUUAACUAGCAUUUCUAAGCAGUUUGCUUUUAAUAUAAUACAAAUUAUACUUUAUUUAUUUUUUACAACAUUGUAGAAAACAAAGACUAGGUUUUUAUAACUGUCUAACCAAUAUGAUGAAUGUCAGUCACUUAAAAAAAAACCCACUGUAGCAUAAACACAUACUGUAUACAGCUUUUAUUCAGAAUUAGAAUAAUUGAAUCAAUGACAGUGAUUUGCCAGGAUGUCAAAUUUCUCCAUCAUACCCUGUCACUACCGGUUUAUUUUUUGUGAUCAAAAUCAAAAAGACAACUAUUUUGUCACCCACUAUUUUAUUAGUACUAAAAAUCAGGUUUCUUUUAUUUUUUUAGAAUGUCUGGUUUAUUUUUUUUUUUUCAGUUCUUUUAAUUCUAAAGACAAAUCCUUCCCCAUUUCUUUUCAAAAUAAAGUUUCAGAAUUGAUCUGUCAGUUAAAAUUAAAGAGCUUUUAUAUUAAGCAAAGUUGUUUCUAAAAUUUAAAGCAACUUCAAAAAAUCGACUUAGUCCAUAAAUGAUAAAUAAUGCUAUGCAGAUACACCACAAAAGCUUUACUAUGUCCUUUGAAACCAUUAUGAGCAAUUUGAAUAAAUUCAAAUGAAUAUUUUAGUCGGGUUAUUAUUUUAAUAACUCUAACCUUUUUCUUACCAUGUUGUGAUUCAUUUCAUACAAACACACAACAGAACAAUUACAUAGCAUUUGACUCUGAAAAGGAAAUGUGAGGUCAUCAAGUAUGUAAAUUUCUUGUCAAAAUACUUAAUAGGUCAUUGAUUUACUACCCUGGCUACCAGAUCUAUAAAAUUAACAGGCAAUUACUAGUUAAUAUAUCCUUUGAAAAUAGAUAAAUACUAUAAAAAUUGAAUGCAUAUUUGAACCCUUAUUUUAAAUAUAAAAGAAACUUUUCAAACUCAAUAAAAGUGCACUUUGAACAACAGGAGUACCUGGACUUUCCAAAAAUCAGAUCCAAAUGCUUUGUUUUUUUGACUCACUAGGCAGGCUUUGUGAUAAGCCACUGGAGAAGGAUGUAUAUUUUUUAUUUUCCUCAGAUAAAAACCACCCUAAAAAUGUGUUUUCCUUUCUUCUAGAAACAUUAUUCAUUAUCCAUUAUGCUAAUGACUUAAUACAUAAAUAUAUUGGUCUUCAACAAUGCUACUGUAGGUAUACAUACCAUUUGGGUACAUUAUAUAAUAUACACUAUCAACAGAUUCUUUUUUUCUUUAUCAACCCACUCAAAGAUACAUAUACUUAAGAACAGCAUCAAACAUAGUAUCUGAAAUGUCUCUUAUCUUUUAAAUGUUUCUAGUAGAUGAACUUCAAAACCCUAUAUAUGUUGUUCAUUUCUUAUGCUAGAUUUGCCUUUCUUUUACCUGAGGUAAAAUAUUUUGACUACUGCAAACCACUCAGGUGCUGGGGUUCUAAGGCCUUCUGAAUUUCUUUUUAGUAGCCACAGACAAUUUCCACUUUUCUCUUCCUCUCUUCCACUUUUUCUUUAUCUCCUCCCUUAGGAUCUUCAACACUAGACAAAUCAAAACUACUUCAAAAGGAAGAAACAUUCUGCAGUCAAUUCCCUGUCUAUCUUUCAAUUUUAAAGAAUCAGACUCACAUGUACUUAUACAAAAGGAGAGUUGGGGGGGUGGAUCCUAUUCAUUUGUUUAAGCCCAUUAUUAAUGUCAAUUCUAAGACAUUGUGUUUCUGCUUUCCGAGGAUAACCAUCAACAGCAUCAAAUUUAAGCAAUGCUAACCCUAAGUACUUACACUUUGAACUUUAAAACGAAGCAGUUAAGUCAUUCAGGACCAAGGCAAAGAGACAGAUGAGGUUUAUUCCUGAGGAACAGAAAAGGGAAGAAUAGGUGUUUGGCCAUGGUGAGCCAAACUUGUUAUACAGAGAAAAAAAGCCUUUUUUUGUUUGUUGAAAUCUUGUUAACAUUAAAGGCCAAAGCAGAAAGAAAUAAGCAGAAUAAAGACACCAUCCUUAAGAUGACAAAUAUUUACAGAACAAAGUUAAAUCUUAAAAUAAGACUGUAUAAAUGAAUCUUGGGAAACCUAAUUAUGAUAAAAGUAGGAAGAAACUAUUAUAUGAGCCAUAUCAAGAAGUCAGUUGUUUACCAUUUAAGGGUAGGCACAGCUUUAGAAAAGAAAAAUGUUCUGGAAAGUCAUUGUAGUCAAAAGCAUUUUUUAGUGAGAUUAAUAUGAAUGUUUAGUACACGUACAGCUCUUAAUUCUGCUUACCGGGUAUCCCUAAGUAAGUAGAAUUUGGAGAAAAAUUACAUGCUGUUAGUCCUGUGCUUCUACUGAGGACAUUCACAAAUAGACUGUCUGCAUCCUGGAAGAUGGCAUCAAAACACCCCUGCAGAGUUCUCAUUGAUAAA
Molecule: messenger RNA, 4923 nt
Organism: Choloepus didactylus (southern two-toed sloth)
Lineage: Eukaryota; Metazoa; Chordata; Mammalia; Pilosa; Megalonychidae
Gene: ELP4
Product: elongator acetyltransferase complex subunit 4
Exons: 11
Coding region: 12-1439 (475 amino acids)
Biological process (GO): tRNA wobble uridine modification
Cellular component (GO): transcription elongation factor complex; cytoplasm; elongator holoenzyme complex
Source: RefSeq, a predicted model, not a curated record